Messenger RNA from Lobosporangium transversale, 10900 nucleotides. RefSeq lists its product as hypothetical. The coding region runs from base 125 to 10894 and encodes 3589 amino acids. Gene Ontology annotation, cellular component: membrane. The record is from RefSeq and is a predicted model, not a curated record. The transcript has 23 exons. Lineage: Eukaryota; Fungi; Mortierellomycota; Mortierellomycetes; Mortierellales; Mortierellaceae. Gene Ontology annotation, biological process: fermentation.
AAAAUAAAGAGGCAGAUACAGGGACAUUCCCGCUUCACCAAAUUCCAACUUGGCAAGGAAAGCACAAAGUCAGAAAGGGCGAAAACGAAAAGAAAUUCUAUCAUCCUAUUAAAUUAACAUCAAAAUGGCGGGAAACGAUGUCAACCUAGUCGAUUACAAUACAACCGCAUCCUUUUGGUCCUUCUUGAUCUAUUGUCUAGUUGUUAUCUUUGUUGCUGUCUUCUUUCUAUUCUAUGCGAGCCGUAUCUUUGCACAAUUGCUGUCCAAAUUGAUACGCUGGUUUACUUGGAGGCACAUGAAGGCGUACAUUGAAUUUGAGUCAUUACAGAUUGCACCACUUGGAGGGCGGAUUCUUUUCAAAAACUUCCGUUAUCACUCUAGAAAUCAGUCUAUCACUGUGCUUCAUGGGUUUAUCUCGUUUCGAUAUUGGCUGUGGAACGUGAGGACCGAAAAUGACCCUAUCCCAGAGGAUUCUACAGGAUCAAAAGAGACCAGGACGGGUAUGACUGACAAGGACAACUGUAGGAUUAAUUGUCAUCUUAUUGGACUAGAGUGGUUUAUGUACAAUCGCACACCAGCAUAUGAUGUGCUUGCAGCAACAUUGGGCUUAAAUCCAGACGCGACACCCAUAGAUACCUCAGCUAAUGCUACCAACCCAAGCGUAUCUGUCAAUAUGCAUGAAACAUCGUCACAGGACGAUGGUUCAACAGACAGUUGGUUCCGGCGUUGUUUGCCUGUCAAGAUCGCAUGCGAAACAGGUGCUAUUAUUAUGGGAAAUGCCCAUCUACCUUCCCUUCUUGUCGCAUCAUUUCCGUCAGCACAUGGGAUGUACUCGGCUGCCAAGGCUCGCUCCGCUCUAGAUAAAUAUAAAACAGUGCUGCUUGUUACUUUUGAGACUCCUUCAAUUGAUCUCAAGCCAAAUGCCGACUACAAUACAACCAUUUCUGGAAGAAAUAUGGAGAACAAUGCUCCAGGCAUUUCACAGCUGCCCUCGAGCCGGCCAUCGUGGGUUCAGAAAAUAAUACGGCAAUUAAAAGCAGUAUGGACAUCUUAUUUUGGGGUAUCAAAGGAGGUGGCAGAGGAGUGGCAUGGCUUACCACGGUACAACCAAAAUUUUUCUCGUGACGAGCUGAAGCAAAAUAAAUUCAAUGAGUAUGCCAUGGUUCGUAACGUUCUUCAGUGCAACGAACUCGGCCUACGAUAUUACACGGAUGUAGCAGGCAAGGUCCCAGAACCAUCAUCACAUGGCGUAGAAGUAGAUUACGAUUUACCACCAGAAUGGGGCAUGGAGCUUAUCAUUGACGAGGCAGUCAUCUCGUACGGUCCUUGGGCUGAUCGACAGCGUUCGGAGAUCCAGAAUUUUUUCUUUCCUAAUGCAUACCGAACCUUAGAUCCUUCUCCAAAGGCGCUGCCAGGGCAAGACCGUAUCCAUGCUGCACUACAGAUCAUGGUGACAUUUAGCACUUCUGUUAUUAUUAAAGUUCCCACGCAAGAGAAAUCCAAGGAUUGGAAAUAUAAUGACCCAGAGUUCCAAAUUGUACAAGGGGGAAAGUCAAUGAGGCCCUUUGGAUGGUUGGAAUUGAAAGCGGAUAAUGGGUCCAUGAUUUCAGUUGAUAUCCCCAUGAUCUAUGGGGCCGAUGGUUAUAAAAAUGUUGUUUUAGUUGAACUUCAAAAAUUGACUGUUACUUCCAGCGUGAAUUAUGCGCCUGUUAUCGAUCUUAAGGAACUAAAGGUGGCAUGUCAACUCCAGAACCCAUUAGUUUGGAAUGCACAAAGAGACUGGGACUUUGAACUCACAUUGGAUAGCGCUAAAAUAUUUCUUCUUCGGGAUCAUAUCACGCUGAUUCAGGAUCUAAGCAAAGACUGGACAUCAGGGCCAUCUGUCGAUAUGGCUCAUUUUGUUCCAUUCAAAUAUGUGUUUGACAUCAAACUGCCAAACUUUCAGCUGUACACCUAUGUGAACGAGCACAACAUCAUUAACGAGCCUACUGAAAUUGAUGAUAACGCCUUCAUUAUCGCGUCUGGACAGGCAUUGGAUUGCAAGGUCGUUCUGCCGUUUGUCCAAUAUAAUCCUGAAAUCACAGCAAUUGCAUUCGAGGUGGAGAUCCGCAACGGAGGAUUAGAGAUCAAACUUCCUCAAUCUCAUACUCUGGGCGUAUUUUCCACUCCAGAGUCCAGAAACUUUGCGACUAUUCCAUCUGUCGCCAUCAAAGGUACAUACGAGUACUAUGAUUUCGUCGAUCUUGCUCAUCUGGAAUCCCUCAAUCUGGAAGUCAAGGGCCAUGGAGUAACGAUUAAGUUGUUUGGCAACGUGAUCCGCUAUGUCUUGAUUUUAAUGGACAACUAUGCUGGGUUAUACAUCAAUUUUGUUACGAUGGAGGAAUACCGCAACAAACGAAACAAUGCUGUGGGGACUGAGAUGGAUGAGCGCAAGCAGGCAAGCGCUAAGCCCCCUAGUGACCCAUUUGAAGUUUAUGUUCACUUUGUCACCACGGACACGACACUAGUCCUUCCAGAGAACCUGUACAGCUCGGAUACUUACUCUGAAAUAACAUGCGCAGAACUGCAACUGGAUAUGAGGAACUUGGAUGUUUAUAUGGACAUGCAUGUGAGUGUCAGCCCAUUGACGUGGAGUAGGAAAGUCAAAGAUGUCGGUAUUCCUACUGGGAAGCCUGCACGAGGCGGGGAUCUGAAUUAUCUAUUUGUUGAUGGUAUUUCGGUCUAUGCUCACCGACUAUUCGGCCCAUUACCUAAGACUACAACAUACGUAGCUAAUUGGAAACUGGACAUUGGAACAAUUUAUGGUCAAAUCAAACCAUCUUUUCUAUUGGGUGUGUCAUCGUUCGCCAAAGCAUUCGCUUAUAAUCUGAAGGAUGGCGAUAACGCUUUUCCACCAGAAUAUGCGACUGUGAUACCUCCCGAUAUCACAUUUGUCGAUUUGAGUGUGAAAGAGGUAGAUGUCUCCAUCUGGGGCGGAGACGUCGUAAGUCAAGUCCUUUUGAAGGAUGGAAUUAUCGUGCACUUUGACGAUGUCAUCAAUGAAAGAUAUCUAGGCCGCGUGGUUCUUAAGAUGCAAUCAUUGCUCAUCCGUUCGAUGGCUUUAACAGAAGCCAACAAGGUUGAGCAAAUGGGCGACACAGAGCCAUUUUACAAUGAUCAAGCCCCUUGGGUGGAAAUCGCUAGUUUGAAUUGUGCAUUUGAUGUUACAGUGUACAUUGGCUCAGGUGACUGGAAAGAAAGGCGUGAGAAGCAACAGGCCUUUGUGCAGGAGCAAGAUCGGGAGACAUUACGCUGCCCCUAUAUCUAUACCAGAAAAGGCUAUGCACCACCUGUUCCGAACCCCAAUCUCAAAGGCAAUCACUUCGGAACGAUCUACGUUCCGCCACUUACUUCAGACCCAACCGCGAUGAGAGGGGAGAUCGCUAGCAGUAAUGGAUCAAUAGAAUUUUCGAAUGAAAAUGGAUCCAUGAUCGAGUAUGCAUCGAGUAUAGGCUCACAAGAGCGGAGUCGACAACAAUCCAUUCGGAGAGCCACCUCCUCCUCAUUCUCAAUUGGCACAUCGGUCGAAAGCGACGAAGAGAGUGAGACAAGUUCUCAGGAUUCGAAUAUUGACAGCUGGCUUGAUAUCGAUUCAGAUGACCUGGAAAUUCAUUAUUCCAGUGAUGAAGAGAGUGCUGACCAUGAAUAUGAGUACCCAAAGAUACCUCAAGAUCCCGAAGAGCCUGAGUACCAGAAUCAGCCUGCUGCUCCUGCAAGAUCUAUCCCAUACAGUACCUACCUCAAAAGGUAUGCUGUCUCAAGUACACGAUUUGCCAAUUAUCGUAAUCCAUAUCUUCCGCCUCCCAGAGUGAUGUUUUCUCAAGCACAAAUGGGCGAAAUUUUAGAAGACAUUCCCCGACACCAUCCACGUGCCAAUUUUGACGAGAUAUUUGGGACCAAAGAUAUGCAUGAGUGUGGAAUUUCAUCCGCCCAGCCAAAGGGUAGUGCCAAUUCGGAUGAAAGACGCACAACUAUUAUCAUUGAAGCCACGCAGGAUGUCAAAAUAUUACUCACACCAAUUCUUCUCAAGAUUAUUCAAGAAUUCCUGGAGGCUAUCAAUGCUGAGGAAUGGGACUUGGAAACGAUGCUUGAUGUCACUCAAAUGGAAUAUGUAGAACUCUUAGCUCGCAUGCUGCCGAGUAAGCUACACUCUCAGCAAUUUGUUAUCAGCAUACCUCGCAUACAUUUACGAUUCAUUCAGGAUGUGAUGAUGCCUGAUGCGAUCCAUAUCAGUGAUGAUAUCAGCAUGAUCAAAACACGGUACGAGCUCUCUGGUGCAAAUCUCUGUGCCAUAGAUAUUGUACUGGAUGAUGCUGCAAUUAUUGCAGCCGUGAAAUAUGAAGAUGAAGAAUUUGAAAAGUUUGUUCCAGGGAAGAUACAUAUAGCCUCGUUUAAAGUAGUGGAGUCGAGAGCCAACGUUGAUUUUUCAAAAUUCAAGCUGAAUGCAAGAUUUGUCUCUGCAUCCACUGUCCGAAUCUUUGGUAUUCCAGACGCUCGCCACCAAUUCUCACGCCUUGGUAUUAAUCAUCUUUCGUACCUGAAGGAGCCGGUCAUUGCCGAUAUAUCAUUUGAGCAGUUCAAGUUGCGAUUAGUCCGUUCAUCAAACCCCAACUAUCUUUAUGCAAAUCUGGAGAAGCUCUCUGUACUAUUCAUCAAUCAGUCCGCAGAGAUUGUUGCUGGAUCGAUAUGCUCUUGGCUUACAUUUAUGAAAGACCUUAAGACAAUUCUUAAUCGGUUCCAACUCCGUCGGUCUAAGCAGCUUCAAACACUUUUCUCUGAAAUCGCUCGGUUUUCAGCGCAAAAGGAAGUCAACACAGAUCCUGUCUUCUUGACACGACCGUCUACAACAUUGCGAAUUGGGACUUUCCAUCACCGUGAGGAUGAUGGUUGGAAGUUAUUGGCUCAUAUUAGACACUGUAUGCGCUUAAUGCCAUCUGAGAUCGCGCAAACCUUGCAAGACGCAUUGAAGAAGCCUGAACUCGAAUCAUUUAGCACCGACACAAUGUAUGAUAUUGUCAUUGCCGUAUUCUCCAACUGGAGAAGCUGGGAGAUGGAUGAUCUUCGGAAAUGUCGUCUGUUUUCAGAUGUUUUUGAGAGGAAGCGCCUAACAGAGCCAGAUGGCACAUCCAUGCCUAAGGAAUCAUGGGUAUAUGAGAUGCUUAGAUACUCUGCCAACUCAAUCCAGCUUAAUCUGGGUGAAAUUGAAGCAGCAAUAUACGAUGAACAAAUGGAGAACAGGAUGCAAAUCGCUGGCCUAGAAUUCAACUUUGAGUCGAGAUACAAACCGGACGUUCUGUCCCAAUCUGAACUGUACCCAGGAGCCUCUAUCACGGAGACCAAUAGACUCACCACCGGUUUUUUGGAUAUCGCUGUCAAGACAGGUUUCAAGAAUGCAGAGAUCGAUGUGAAUCCUGUGGUUAUUGCCUUCACAAGACAUAUUCUAAGGAUUGAGCGCAUCUUUAGGCCCCAGUUUAAUAAGAUUCUCGAGUCGAGUGCCGACAAGCGUCCGGCGGAAGCACGGAAAUCCAUGGAACAUCCUUCAUCACCACGCCAAUCUUUACAAUUGAAUCGAGAAACGACUAUGGUACCUGCUGUAGAAAAUGGCCCAACCCUUAUGGAAAUAUUGGAUCGGUUUGACGUUGUUUUUAAUGGUAUGGCAGUCAUUGAGACCAUACGCAUCACCCUAACGGCACAUAAUCUAUCUGCCCAAGUGAUCUUCUCACAGAUUCAAGUAUCUGCUCUGAACUUCGCUAAACAAAGAACAUUCCCAAAGCAAGAUAUUGAAGGUAUUUCAGUGGCAAAAAGCUCAGGAUCCAACCCAGACGGACCGUCUGCAGGCAGGUCUGGGUUUAAUAAGCUUAUUGCUUCUUUGGCCACAAACAUCAGCAGUAUCAAUUCGUCACUUAAAGAGCGCGUCUAUUCCAAAGACAGUACCUCCAUUGCACCAAGUAAAGAGCUGCUGACUUUUGGCAUCGUUGGAAUCAAUUCUGAGGCGACAUUGAGUCAGCUUACUCCCGCAAGACGACCGAAACAGACAAAGGCCAGCGUACCGCGAGAAGUCAUCAAUCUUUUAGUAACAUUUAAACAAGUUAACGUUGCUUUACCUCGAAGCAUUCUGACGCUGUAUAUGUUUGCAAAGGAUUGGCGCGAGGAAAACAUGAAGAGUUUCGAUUUCCUAUUCCAAGGCGUCAUGGAUGAAUGGGAGGCCGAUCGGAAGCAACAACCUAAGGUCGUGACCCCUUCAAUUCCUCGUGAGCUCAAGGUCCAGAUCGUUCUCAAGGCACUGACCCUCGAAUUACACAUGUUGCCGUCUUUGUUAUUCCAAUAUGAGGCCGGCGACCUAAUGAUCAUGCUCCAUGAUGUACCACCUGGAUUACCAUUCUCUGUUCCUCAACUUACAUAUACAGCCCAGCUUUUACGUCAAUCUGUUGAUUUUAUUGCAAAUCAACCAAAGACCAAGAACAGCAGCAAAUCAAGACUUCAAGAAGAUAAGCACGCUGCUAACUUCUCAUUACCAGUGAUUCGAGCUUCUGGAAGUGUCAUGAAUGUCAUCGACUCGGCCUCUCCUGCACGUACCAGGCGAUCAUCUAUUGGUGCGCUUGCGCGCGGCGCACGAUAUCCUAAAAAGCUAGAGUCAUCUGUCUCUUUUGACUUUGUGGAAAUGACACUGAAUGUCAAUAUGCUUGAUCAUAUGUUAACAGCUCAGUCGCUCCUUGGUGCGGAAGUGAACGAUCUGGUGGACAUUUUUGCCAAAGACUCUAAAGCUGCUCCCGCGACUACGACACCAGCAGCACCGGUGAUAACACACGCAGAGCAGACGGAUCCAGGCUUGCUAUAUUCCGUUAAAGUUUCAUUAGUAGGAUUGAGUAUUGCAGCCGUCAGCCCUUCCGCCAUUCUGUAUUUCGAGUCAGAUUCACUCAAAGGCAUUAUCACUAAUAAUCCCAACCCCGUGCCAGUUGCCUCUUUCAAGGCUGAGAUGGCCAAGAACAAGCUUGCAUGGCGCCUGUAUGCUCAGAGUAUAACUCUUUCUUUGAGUCAUCACGUUGGAAACAUCCGCAUGGGGACUCGGGCCGAAGAUAUUCAAGCACGAAAGCUCCGUCAGGCAUAUAUCACUAUCAACUUGAACAUUCAGAAUUUUAGCCCUAAUGUCUCAGACAAAGAUCGGUUCGCCCAGACCUCUGUUAGUUCGUUUUAUGUAAGCUUUUUGAAGAUUCAUGCACUGAUGCAGCCCCAGUCCGUCAGCAGGAUUAUUGGGCUCUAUUCGUACUAUACCCAUGAGCUCGAGCGACGCAAAGAGUUGAGAGCAGCUGAUAUGGCCAAGCUGGCGGAUAACACCAAAAGAAUUAUGAAGUCUCUUGACGUUGAUGUGCCAGCUUACAAGGACAAUACACGUUCGAUGCUGGAGUUGACGGAGAUUUUCUUAAAGAUUGAUGAUGUAGCUGUUGCGAUUCCGCUCGAUAGACGCGAGGAUAUUAUGGAUAGAAGUGAAAGGCUUGUUGAGGCAUUUUUAGUCUCUGCGACAUCUAUCGCUAUGUUGACCAAGAGUGGCGAGACUUCUUCUGGAACAUUGAGUCAUCUUUGUGCCCAGUUCGUACCCAGAUUCGAUCAGAGCAAGGAUGAUCAUUUCAGAUCAAAGAGUCACCCCAAGAUGAAUCGAUUACUGUUCCCAAAUAUCUCUUGUCAGGUUGAGGCGAACAAAGAGUCAGCAAGACAUCAAAAGAUUUCAUCCAAAGCAACUGUCUCAGGAUUUGAGCUGGAUAUUGAUCCCAAUAUUGUACGGUACAUCAACACUAUAAGUGAUGUCUACGACAAUAGCAAAGUUCUUGUCACGUCUUUAGCUGUUGACCAGGCUACAUCAACCCCGCUUUCAUCAAGGGCAGAUGGACUUCCACCCUCUUCAGGUUCCUCAUCUACACCAAAAAAUGAAAUCCUAUCUGCGUCAACUCAAUCCUCCGGCACCGUCAUCUGGAAGAUCGAGAACACAUUCGAGUGUAGUAAAAGCGUCUGUAGAUUUUACCCGAAAAGCUACAUCUCAAAGAUGCCCAAGGCUUCCAAAUUCAUGGAAUCUGAGGCUAAUUUUGCGCAAGUAGGGGCAGAAGUCUCUGGUGUAGACCGCUUCAUCAUUCCUGGCCUAUCACUUUGGACGAGCCUUCGUAUCCCCUUAGGUGAUAAUGUGACAGAGCUAGAAGCAGUGGGGCCGCCAAGGAUUCAUGCAGAGGUGAACAUCCACUCAUGCGAGAACACAUUCUAUCCAUCCUUGGUUCCGUUUUUCCAAGACAUUGUGUCUGGCCUCAAAAUCGGGAUUAGGAGACAGCGUCAGUAUUCGGAGCCCGAAGUAGUUAUCCCUAUUGCAGCCUCUGCCACUACAUCAGUGGUUGGAGAGAUAGAGGACAAGUUAGCACUUGCUCCGGUCGCCUUGCCAAUUGAGCAAGUAGAUACCCCAAGUGGCCCCGCUGUUGUUCAACAGGUGGCAACCAAGAGACAUGAACUAGUUGUGACCUGCUACUUGUUCCUUGAAAGGACAAAGAUUGAAUUUAAUUGUCAGCCAAUGGCCAAGGUCAUGUCAGUCUUGACUUUUGAGCAAGGCAAUAUUUUGAUGAGUUACAAUUCUGACAAGGUUGGUAACACAUCGACCACUAUAGCCGGAACAUUUGGUGGCGCGUCUUCGGAUACACACCAUAUCUUCUCGCAGGAUAAAGGCUUCAAGGUCGGGACUAAAGGAAUGAUUUUCAAUGCGGUUGCGGAAACCCGAAGGCAAGCCCCAGUCAGCAAGAAGACUUUAUCUGUCACUGUUGAUUUUAGGCAAAUUUUGACUGAGUUUGAUCUGCGGCAAGCAGAGAUCCUUGUACUGAUGAAGAUGAUAUGGAUGGACCAGGCAAACUAUUUGAUCCGUGAUGGAUUGACUGUCAGCCGAUCUGCCUCUAGUACACAGGGGUUUGAAGCCGCAUUAGGUGCAUCACAACCACCCCAAAGCCAUGGUAGUCAUAAUGAAACUGCAGGUACUCCUGGAUCAGGCGCUAUUCCAUUUAGUGGAAAACGGGAAUCGAGCUUCCUUGGUUACAAUGUUUUUGUAGCAAUGCGACUGCAGCAAAUGCGGAUCACAGGGGACCUUGGAUCGCAGAUCGGCAAGAUGGAUUUCAAGCUGGACGAGGCUCGGCUCCGAACGAAACUGCGACCUUUCCAUCCACGAGCAGCCUCCAUCUCAACAGGGCCGCUCGAUAUCCAAUUCUUACCUAUAGGGCGUGGGUGGCUUGAGGGAUACCUUGUGAUGGAAGGUAUCACCAUCGAAACAUUAUCAAAGGUCCACCGGUAUCCAAUUUUCCCAUGCUCAAUCAUGGAGAUCGUCUUGGAAACGAAACGGAUGACCUCUAUGCUCUCCUACGACAACAAAAGGUUUUUAAUGAUGGCAGUUGAGCCUGCUAGGCUAGUGAUGCAGGAUCAUUGGAACGGCUCUGACCUCGAUAGAGAUGUCUCGCAGGCUAUCAUUGCACAUUUCCAGGGGCUUCGGCUAUUGACGGGAGCCAAGACUGUGUCUGUGUUCAAGACUGUGAUGUCCCGAUUGGAAAGCACAAUGAACCAAAAAGUUACAGCUGCCAAGGAAGAGCUCAAAAAACCUCCACCAUCCGUAUCUACUCCUCAGCCAAGUAGCACUACUGAACUUCACCCAUCCACUAGUUCUGGCCAUCAUCUCAAGGACCAAAUACUAGCAUCAUGGAACGCUGUUGGUUUAAUUCAAAUUUCUGUCGGUGACUUGAAUAUGUCUUUCUUCCCUUACUUGCUAUCGGAUAAGGAGUGUACGCAUGCCAGUAUCCAGGGCGUGAAGUUAAGGCUAGACCGGUAUCUGACCUAUUCAGAAGUAGAGAAGCCAAUCAUCCAUCGAUUGACGACUAUUAAUCUGGGCGUUCUGGCCCUCCACAGAUACACAAUCCAGAUGCUGGAUCAGAAAACCGCCAAUUCAUUCACAUUGGAGCAGUGGUUCGACCGUAUGCGUAAUCCAAACUCAACCACGAUUGCAAAGCUUCCAACGACCAGUCAAAUCAUGGAAUCAUGGCAGGCUCUUCAUAGUCAUGUCGUUGAACAUAUCUGCAAGACUCAGUUUUCAGGAUUAAUUGACAUCGCCACAGAUUAUCGAUUGUUCAGAGGCGUCGAAAAGAACGUGGAGAGAUUCUUGGAAGAACUGAGGUUUCGAACUUACCCAGUCAAUAUUCCUGAUACUAAUGCGGCUGCCAAGGACAAGAGCACAGAUGUGGAUACCAACCAGACCUCGAGCAAUGCAACAACUUCAGCUGAACUCCUGGCUACAGCAUCAUCACGCUCUGGCCCGGACAUUGCAGGGAUUAAUGAAGAUAUGCCACUUUCUUCUAUUUCUCAUGAACUGUCCAGCUUGAAAAAUGAGCUGGCAACAGGCACAGCUGCCUUAACAGAAACUGUUGUUCUUGAGAGCAGCCCUGCUGAUGCAUCAAUGACGGCUGCAGUACCAUCCUAUUCACACGAUAACUCAAAAGAUUCUAAGGUCUCGACCGGAUUCACCGCGGCCAGGGUAGCGGAGCAGGAAGAACCACAGGUGCAGCUGAUGCAACAGCAGGAACAAUGGCAGCAGCAGCAGCAAUUAACGUUCCAAGCACGUGAGCAAAUUGUGUUCAAGCCAGCUCUGGAUGUGUUGCCCAACACCCCAUUGCCGCUUGGUCACUUGGGGUUUAAGAAGGAAGACAUUCCGCCUAUCGUGCAUUCACUGACCACAGCACUGGAGACAGGGCUCUUAACAGUAGCGGAAUUCCAUGCCAAGAAGAUUGAGAUGUUAGGACUUCAUGAUUUGUGGGAAGGUCGAGUGACUAUGGAUGAUGUUGAUAAUUAGAACGCU